UUUCCUCCUUUUCGUUGCUUCUAGGUAUCGGCGUGGCGAAGAGGAGCAAGAAUGUGGCGGCGGCGGCGCUGGGUGGCGGCGGUGCCGGUGCGAUCGAGCGGCGAGGAGCUGGCGGUGCGGGAUUCUCCCAUCGCCAUCGCUAUCUAGGGGAGCGUCGAUUGUCCAUCCCUCCAUCCAGCGAUCCGCGGAGGGAGGAGGAGAAGGAUUGUAGCGCAGCGCCAUGGCGGAUUACCCAGGCACGCCGGAGAGCAGCCCACACUCGGACAACGAAUCCGGUGGGGGGAAUUACUCCUCGGUGAAAGAGCAGGAGCGAUUCCUCCCCAUCGCCAACGUGAGCCGGAUCAUGAAGAAGGUCCUGCCCGGCAAUGCCAAGAUCUCCAAGGACGCCAAGGAGACCGUCCAGGAGUGCGUGUCCGAGUUUAUCAGCUUCAUCACCGGCGAGGCCUCGGACAAGUGCAAGCGCGAGAAGCGCAAGACCAUCAAUGGCGAUGAUCUCCUCUGGGCGAUGGGGACGCUGGGAUUCGAGGACUACAUCGAUCCACUCAAGCUCUAUCUCCAGAGGUAUCGAGAGACUGAGGGAGAGAAGGCCAACGUGAAGCAGCAAGGUGGUGGUGGUGGUGGCGCUGGUGGUGGUGGUGGUGAUUUCCAGCAGUUUCAGAAUCAAAAUGGUGGUGGUGGGAUGAUGGCAAUGGGAUCGCUGAUCCAGCAGCAGCAGCAAUCACAAGGCUAUGCGCCUGGAGGAUCGUCGUCCAGGUAUGGUGGGAGCAGCCAGCAAUCUUACUGGAUGCAAGGCGGGAGUAGUGCUGCGGGGCAGCCACGAUGAAGAAGAAGAGCGAAUCAAAGAGGAAAUGAAAGAAAACAAAGGGGAAGGAGAGGGACUUGAGGAACAAAAGAAAGGAAGGUGAGAAAAGGAAGAGUUUUAGCAUUAAAAUUGCUUGUUCUUCCAUGCAGGGGCUAUGCCAUCUCUUCUUUGUAAUGAAAAGACAGAUGUAAACAUUACUUAUGCCUAGGAAAAUAAGUAUUAUUUGGAUUUU
This is a messenger RNA of Selaginella moellendorffii, 1034 nucleotides long. Its product is annotated as nuclear transcription factor Y subunit B-3. Gene Ontology annotation, biological process: regulation of transcription by RNA polymerase II. The transcript is spliced from 2 exons. Lineage: Eukaryota; Viridiplantae; Streptophyta; Lycopodiopsida; Selaginellales; Selaginellaceae. Gene Ontology annotation, cellular component: CCAAT-binding factor complex; nucleus. The record is from RefSeq and is a predicted model, not a curated record. Gene Ontology annotation, molecular function: RNA polymerase II cis-regulatory region sequence-specific DNA binding; protein heterodimerization activity; DNA-binding transcription activator activity, RNA polymerase II-specific. The coding region runs from base 221 to 823 and encodes 200 amino acids.